AUGGACAAUGAAGGUUCUGAUAUCUGUUCUUCCAAUGAGGGUGACUCUUAUGAAGAUGAACAAGUUCAAAUUGUUCAUUCUUUGCCUUAUUUUCUAUUGGAGUUAAUCGCUGCUGGUGCUUCAAGCUCCCUUGCAAAAACUACAGUUGCUCCAUUGGAGCGAAUCAAGAUACUUUUGCAGACUAAGGCAGAAGGAUUUCAUUCAGUUGGGGUGUAUGGAUCAUUGAAGAAGCUAGUGAAGUAUGAAGGUCUUAGGGGGCUAUACAAAGCAAAUGGUGUUAGUAUCCUUCGAAUGUUACCCCAUUCUGCAUUUCAAUACAUGACAUACGAACAAUAUCGGAGUUUGCUGCACUACAAAUGCCCAUCUGUAGGAACAGGGCCUCUGUUAAAUAUUUUAGCUGGCUCUGCAGCUAAUGGAACAGCAUUCUUAUGCACUUAUCCCUUGGAUUUGGCUCGAACGAAGUAUGCUUAUCAGGUGGUGGAUCGAGGUCAAAGUGGCAGUGAUGGUCUUAGAUGUAUCCAUUCGGGUCAUCCUGCACACCAAGGGAUAAAAGAUGUCUUCAGGACUGUCUAUAGAGGAGGUGGAAUGCUUGCUUUCUAUCGAGGUGUAGGUCCAACACUUGGUGGAAUCCUCCCUUAUAAUGUUAUAAAAUUCUAUGCUCAAGAAGAGCUCAAGAGAUGGGUUCCCAAAGAACAUCAAAGCUCCAUUGCAUUGAAUCUUUCUUGUGGAGCUUUGGCUGGCCUAUUUGGACAAACUGUCAUGUAUCCAUUGGAUGUUGUUAGGAGACAGAUGCAGGUUGACAUUCUGAAUCAGAGUGGUGCGCGGUACAAUGACACCAUUGAAGGUCUCACAGCCAUUAUUCGUAAUCAAGGAUGGAGACAGUUGUAUGGAGGCUUAUGCAUUAAUUACAUGAAGGUUGUUCCUUCGGUAGCCGUUGGUCUCGCAUCAUUCGAUGUUAUUAAGUGCUGGCUACAUAUCCCAUCGUAG
Molecule: messenger RNA, 987 nt
Organism: Theobroma cacao (cacao)
Lineage: Eukaryota; Viridiplantae; Streptophyta; Magnoliopsida; Malvales; Malvaceae
Product: mitochondrial carrier protein CoAc1-like
Biological process (GO): transmembrane transport
Source: RefSeq, a predicted model, not a curated record